AUGGGCCCAGCCUUCAUUGCAGGCGACUAGUGCAGACUCCUGUGGUGAUGCCUUGCCCAACCUCAUGGGGCCAGUGAAGCCAGUAGCUGAAUGUAGGGAACGCUGGGAAUGAGCAGGGAGGGGAACGCUUUCUCUUGGGAAGGGAGGAGUCAUGUCUUGGAGCUAUGUAGCAGGUCCUAGUGGCUGGCUUGUCCAAGGCCAUCCAUGGGCUAAUGGGAAUGCUCCUGCCCAGCCUUCUUGAGUCCUAGGGAGGUAGAGGCCUCUGCUGAGAAGAAAGCUAACCCUACGUGUACUAUGUCAAUAAGACUGACAUUGUGGACUUUCCCCGCUUUCGUUAUCGAGGCUUGCUGCUGGACACCUCUCGCCACUAUCUGCCUGUGGGAACCAUCCUUGAGACACUGGAUGUCAUGGCAUAUAACAAACUAAAUGUAUUUCACUGGCACAUCGUGGAUGACCCCUCCUUCCCAUAUGAGAGCGCAACUUUCCCAGAGCUCAGUGAAAAGGGGGCCUACAAUCCCAUCACCCACGUGUACACACCAAAUGAUGUGAAGCUGGUGAUUGAACACGCUCGGCUCAGGGGGAUCAGAGUGAUACCUGAGUUUGACACGCCUGGCCACACACUAUCUUGGGGGCCAGGUGCUCCUGGCUUGCUAACUCCCUGCUACAUAGGCUCAAAACCCUCUGGGGCCUACGGGCCUGUGAACCCCAUCCUCAACAGCACCUACCAGUUCAUGGCCGUGCUCUUUAAGGAGGUCAGCAACGUGUUCCCAGACUUCUACCUUCACCUUGGUGGCGAUGAGGUUGACUUUACAUGCUGGAGGUCAAAUCCUGAAAUCCGUUCCUUCAUGUGGCAGAUGGGGUUUGGCCACGACUACACUAAAUUGGAAUCUUUCUAUAUUCAGAGGCUGCUGGAUAUUGUUUCCUCCUAUGGCAAGGGCUAUGUGGUGUGGCAGGAGGUGUUCGAUAAUGGCGUGAAGGUGAAGCCAGACACCAUCAUCCAUGUGUGGAAGGAAGGCGCUGUGCCAUACCAGCACAAGAUGGCUCAGGUCACCAAAGCUGGCUACAGGGCUCUGCUCUCAGCCCCCUGGUACCUCAACCGCAUCUCGUAUGGGCAGGACUGGCUGACGGCCUACAAGGUGGAGCCUUUGGAGUUUGCAGGUAGCUCUGAGCAGAAGGCCCUGGUGAUUGGUGGAGAGGCCUGCAUGUGGGGCGAAUAUGUGGAUGUAACUAACCUGACCCCCCGACUCUGGCCGAGAGCUGGGGCUGUAGCUGAGAGACUGUGGAGCAAUGAGACAGUGAGAGAUCCGCAGGAUGCAUAUUACCGGCUGGCAGACUUUCGCUGCAAGCUACUCAGGCGUGGCAUCCAGGCUGAGCCCCUCUACGUAGGUUACUGUGAUCAUGAAUACAGCGGGUUCUGAGUGGAGGGUUCUGAGUGGAGGGCACUGCAUUCCUUGCUGCAUUGUCCCAAGUGCACUGAUCUCUAAGGAAAUUUGCUGGCCUCUGUAUGUGAGAGGGAAUCCCUGUUGUUCUUGUUCUGUUGUAAUGAGCUGAUGUAGAUGCUCUUUGCCUCUCUUAUUUCUGUUUUCUUUACACUUUAAAUCUUAUAAAGAAUAAGUCCAAAGAGGGAAGAUGCCUUCUCAUCCUCUGCCUGUGCCAUGGCAGGCUUUGUAAGGGAGCUUCUCUGUCUCCCAUUGUCAGAGUAUCUCUUUGGGAUCAACUUUGUCAUGGCAGCAGGGUUUCACAGGACUUGGUCUGCAGAAAGGUAAUUUCCUGGCCACUAGAGGACAAGCCCUGGCUGGGUCUGAAGUGCUGGUUGUUGACACCUUACCUUUUGGUAGUCCAAGUGAGUGCCUUUUGCUGUGGAGGCUAGAGGACAUAUAUAUGUGUGGUGCUGCUUGAGGCACUUCUUGCAUGUCCUCUUCUCCUUAACCAGUUUAGAAGGUCUUGCAGACUGCCCUGCCUCUGCCAUUACUAGUGACUUAGAACAGCUCCCUUCUUCUCUACCUCCAUGGUUCCCUACCCCUAGAAGCAGAGGCUUCAGCUCAGGGUUUGGCAGCUUCUGCCUGCCAUGACUGCUUAUGGUGCUGUUGCUAAGUAGCUAGCCUGUCCUGGCUUGUACGUGCUUAGCUCUGGAUGUACAUGCUUAGCUCUGUUAUUAGUGACUGAUCUAUAUCUGUAGCUCAAACUCAGUCUUUCAGUGGGGAGGGACAAAAGGGUCUGACCAGAUGAGUAUGGUGACAUUGUGGGGGAGGUAUGGCAUCUAUAGUCCUAGAGGAGCUCAAGGUAAAUCUCAAGCAACUAGGUUUUGUUUUUUUUAACCAUGGUCACCUAACACACAAGUACGUAGGAUUGGAAGGUGGUUUCUGGGCUUUUUAGUCCAGUCCCCUAUGUUAGCAUCAUACUAUACACAUGCUGGACUGUGGGUUUACCACAUGACAAAAACCCACCUAUUCCCCCUAGGGAGGCCCCACCAUAGAAGUGCAGAAGAGAACAUUACACUAAUGUGUAAACCAGAAGUGUCAGGCAGCAACUGCCAGGCUGCUCCCUCCUGUCCUUGCUCAGUUCUUUUUAUUUUCUCAUAAAGGUCCUGCCUGCA
Messenger RNA from Alligator sinensis (Chinese alligator), 2596 nucleotides. It is a transcript of the gene HEXA, whose product is annotated as hexosaminidase subunit alpha. NCBI's taxonomy places the organism in Eukaryota, Metazoa, Chordata, Crocodylia, Alligatoridae. Gene Ontology annotation, molecular function: beta-N-acetylhexosaminidase activity. Gene Ontology annotation, biological process: glycosaminoglycan metabolic process; ganglioside catabolic process; carbohydrate metabolic process. Bases 408 to 1418 code for a protein of 336 amino acids. Gene Ontology annotation, cellular component: membrane. The transcript has 11 exons. The record is from RefSeq and is a predicted model, not a curated record.